AUGGUGAGCGUCGUGUCGAAACGUUCGGGAUGGCGAAUAUCGCGCCUCCCUUAUCUCGCACUUACUCCAUGCACGUCGCAAACAACGGGGGUCGGCGCAACCUGCUCAAGCCGCGCUGACGCACGCCUGUUUUCUCCAAUCUGGAGGGCGGCUGUUUCUGUUUGCUGUCGGCCCUGGUUUUGUUUGACGUCGCGCUGCAGGGGGGCUUCGGCAAGCAGGGCCUCCAGUGCUGAGGUAAAACACCGCGACGCCACGCAGUUCUGCGCGCUGCGGGACAUCCUGGGAGACCGGCUUCCAGCUAGGGGAGGUUUCUUCAAACUUCGGCUGCCGCGGCCACGUAUGCUGAUUGGCACGUUUUGUUGUCAAUCCGCCGCCACACUGGAGUUCGGCGAAGCCAUGGCGAGGCCGUGUCCGACGUGAGCAAUCAACAAGUAGUCGCCUGGCGAUAGCUCACGGCGGGCCAGCCGCAGCCCGACUAGCAGACGACACUGCCGACGACAACGACGCAAACUGCAGCGAGCCCAUUGUCAUUGCGAUAACCGCUCCGACGUUCGAUUGACGUGGUGCCGAACAUGCAAGGUGUCGCCAAGGACACAGGAUGUUUGCUGCAUUGCUCGGGCCCGGCAGGCCCGGCACACAGUGGGCCAGAAGACCGGUGGAGGCGGUCAGAGUACCG
Molecule: messenger RNA, 676 nt
Organism: Thrips palmi
Lineage: Eukaryota; Metazoa; Arthropoda; Insecta; Thysanoptera; Thripidae
Exons: 4
Coding region: 1-420 (139 amino acids)
Source: RefSeq, a predicted model, not a curated record